GAAAAAAUGUCUGAAGACCCCUCAACCCAAACAACAACUAUUCAAGAAGGACAAUUCUCAACUAAUGACCACCAACAAGAAAAAAUUAGAGAUAUUAUAGUCCUUCCACCCCCAGAAAUAAUUAAUUCAGUAAAUGGGGGUAAUGACGAUAUUGAUAAAAUAUUGGGACAAAUGGCUGAAUUUAUGAGUGAAAAAAUUAUUGAAUGUAGACAGGUGGGAAUUUAA
Messenger RNA from Meloidogyne enterolobii, 225 nucleotides. The record is from the annotation of a GenBank genome assembly. Lineage: Eukaryota; Metazoa; Nematoda; Chromadorea; Rhabditida; Meloidogynidae.